AUGUUGGCACCGACUAUCAAAACACACCACCAGUAUGCCCAACUCGGAUACGAGGUUGAAAGCGGCGACGAAGUGCCGGCAAGACAGUCGCGGUUGAGACAGUACUGGAAGCACGGGAGAAUACAUCUGUUCUAUGCGAUUCUUCUCAUCCUCGUAGCCUCCGCAAGCAGGCAUUCUUCUUCGAGUCAAACACAGCCGAGAUACUAUGGCGAUGAACCCGUCAAGUCGGAGCUUCAACUAUCAACCGUGCGCAAGACAUUUGAACUGGACCUGAAGUACGCCAUGCCCCCGUCCCCGGAGGUCGACGAAGCCUGGGCGUCUCUCCUGCCCAAGGAAGGCGGCUUCUUCAAACACCCCAAGCUGGCGCCCCAGAAGAGCUGCGUGGCCGUCUUCCACCAGCUCCACUGCCUCGACAUGAUCCGACAGACCCUCUACGAGGCGCGGCCCGACUUUGCGGCGCGGUCCCGCAACGACACGGGCGCAAGGGGUUCUCGCACGGCGGCGGCGGCGGCGGCGGGGCAUCACAGGACCGAGCACGACCACAACCACGCUCACGACAUGUACCACGUCGGCCACUGCUUCGACCUCGUGCGCCAGUCGAUCCUGUGCAAGCCCGACCUGACGAUCGAGGUCGGGGACCCCGCGAUCGGCGGCGUGACGGGGUUCGGCACGGAACACCAGUGCGUCGACUGGCGGCAGCUGAUGGAUUGGAUGAGGGACCACGAGUGA
Molecule: messenger RNA, 729 nt
Organism: Colletotrichum navitas
Lineage: Eukaryota; Fungi; Ascomycota; Sordariomycetes; Glomerellales; Glomerellaceae
Exons: 2
Coding region: 1-729 (242 amino acids)
Biological process (GO): mycotoxin biosynthetic process
Source: RefSeq, a predicted model, not a curated record